Messenger RNA from Bipolaris victoriae FI3, 1761 nucleotides. RefSeq lists its product as hypothetical. The record is from RefSeq and is a predicted model, not a curated record. NCBI's taxonomy places the organism in Eukaryota, Fungi, Ascomycota, Dothideomycetes, Pleosporales, Pleosporaceae. Gene Ontology annotation, cellular component: fungal-type vacuole membrane; TORC1 complex. Gene Ontology annotation, biological process: TOR signaling. Bases 1 to 1761 code for a protein of 586 amino acids. The transcript has a single exon.
AUGGCUUCGGACGACGAAUCUCAUUCGCGGUCCAAGAGGCCAACGCCAAUGACCAGACAGUCGUCGUCGCAGUCGCACAUUUCGCAGUCGCCGUCCGAGGGGGGCCACCAACGGCCUACGCACCACAAAGCCCAGCGGCACCAUGUUGUUGGCCAGCGCGUACAGAGGAAUACAUCGUUUGGCAAGAACCUCAACAAGCUCAGCAAGGCCGAGAAGCAGGCACAGCAGGCGCAGCAAGGGGCUGAACACGGCGGCCGACACCAUCGUCGUUCGCAGUCGGGUAAUUCUGUCUCUGCGCCCAGCAGCCCUCACUCGCGGCCGGGCUUCAAGCGCCAUGCAUCAUCUGGUGCUAUUGUGAGAGCAAACCAGGCACAGGUGCAGGCCAACCUACGUAGAAACCACUCGAGCGGUCAUUUGCCGCCGCGACAAGGGCACGGCAAACACGGGCUCAAGUCCAAGGGCGAUCAUGCUGUGUCGAGGCGCGCACUCGCGACACCCAACCGAUCUCGCCAAUCAUCGCCCGAGCCAGGUGCAGGAGUGCAUUUCGACCUCGCCAACGAGGACGAGGAUGGCGACGAGGCCGGAUGGACGGAAGAGAGUGCGUCUCAGUCACCAACAACGACUCGAUCCAACACGCGCUCCAACUCGGUCAUACUCGACGCACAACACCGGGCGGCUGAGAUCAACAUGGAGAGAAACAGGGGGGAGCCAUCACAGCAAAUAAGCGCGAUCCGGGAACAGCCAACGCAAGCAGCUCAGCCAGUUGUCGACCGCACACGCAGCAGCACACAAAUCAACGGAGGGAGCUCGUACCAGCACUCGAGGCCUCCGGAUGCUGACAUGAUUACUUCACGUCUACUCCAGCGUAGUGCCUCGCAUCAUGUCCCUCCCAAAACAACGUCAGUCGCGGCCACGGUAGUGUCGUCGUCGGACCGGCACAAUCUCCUUAGCCACACGGCUGGAUCUGUGGGGUCGACGCUGGUGGACACAUCCGGGCGCGACCUAGUAUCACGGUUCAUGGACGGUGAUGGUUCAGCAGGAACACCACACGAGGGCGAGUACAUGGCCGGGCGCGGUGCCAAGGACGAGGACGAGGGAGGCGGACUGGACAAGAUGAAAAGGAACAAGUCAAUGCCAAACUUUAGUGGCGGUACAGACACGCCGUCGAAGACGCCGCAGCGGUCAGGCACGACGACACCUACCAACCUGCCGCCGUCACGGACUCAACAGAAGCUCAUGUUGCAACGAGCAUCAUCCAACGUGGAGCCACAGAAGCUGGUUCCCGUGACUCUUCCACGGACGGGCGGGCCGACGUACCUUCAGUCGAGCAUACAGUAUAAUGCAAAUGGCGAGGGACGGUUGGACCCACGGCUGCUGCAGCAGUUUAACCACGUUGCGGUUGAAUACAGUGUAGUGCGAAGAUACCGCAACCCGAUAGCGGACGCGGUUGCGCGCAUCUCGCAAAUGCCGGGCAUGGCAGUCAAGAUGCGGGCAUCCAAGCAGCAGCAGCAGCAAAAGGCGAAUGGAAACGGAACGGGAGCAAACAGUCUGAGCACGAGUUUCAAUGACGGGGUUGCUGAAACGGAUGGAGCGGGAUCGCGGAGAUCGCGAGUCAGCUUCGAGAAAGCGAGGAGUAGUCGAACAGAAGGCGAGUUUGAAGGGCGGCAAAGCUUCGAGAGCGAGCAAGCGCGCAGUCGAAACGAAGCCGAGGAAAUGUGUCGGCGACUGUGGGAAAGCGCCGAAGUGGUUGAAGCGGACUGA